This is a messenger RNA of Onthophagus taurus, 1049 nucleotides long. It is a transcript of the gene Use1, whose product is annotated as Vesicle transport protein Use1. Gene Ontology annotation, cellular component: SNARE complex; endoplasmic reticulum. Lineage: Eukaryota; Metazoa; Arthropoda; Insecta; Coleoptera; Scarabaeidae. The record is from RefSeq and is a predicted model, not a curated record. Gene Ontology annotation, biological process: retrograde vesicle-mediated transport, Golgi to endoplasmic reticulum. Gene Ontology annotation, molecular function: SNAP receptor activity.
CACAAAAACCUUCACUUCCCUAUCGUUAUAUUUUAAUUUUAAUUAAACUUAACCGUUAAAAUAAAACGUCAGUGUACCUUCUCCAUUCGGUAAUGUUGGUUUAUCCGGCUUUUUGGUGUAAUUAUCAACGUUUAUUCAAGUUUUAUAAACAUAUUUCAUCAUAACUUUUUUCCAAUGAAACUUUAUAAAUGCGACUUUAAUCAAAAACGACGUCAAAGUAAUAUUUUGAGGUUAUCUACAUCAACAAAAUUGUUUUUGUGUGGGUUUUAAUUAAUCUUCGUUAAUAAUAAUGGAUUUAUCGAGACAAGAAGUAAAUUUACGUAGACUGUUAGCUAAAUGUGAGCUUAUGAUUAAAAGUAACCAAAAAGAUGAUGAAAGAUUUCCAAAAUACAUUAACUCCUUAGAACAAAUGUUAGAGGAGGUUAAAUCGUUAACAUCAAAUAAUACCAAGCUUCCUGAAUAUACAAAACGGAUUCGGCAUUUAAAAAUCAAUCUGGGAAUGUUGUCGGAACAAGAUUUAGCUACUGGAGAUGGUUUAAAUAAGUUAACAGCAAGAGAAGAACUUUUGGAGGUUAGAAAACGUCCUGUUACCAAAGAAGGAACCGGGAAAGAUUUCGAUAAUUUAAUUGAUUUUCAUCAGAAUAUACAGGAGAAGAUUGCCAAUGAAAUGAUUGAGUUAACUAAUAAUUUAAAAGAGCAUAGUACUUUGGCUAAUAAAAUUAUUAAGAAGGAUACGGAAGUUUUAGGAAGGUCUAAUCAAUUGACGGAUGCUAAUUUUUCUAAAUUAAAAGUUGAAUCUGAGAAACUACAGCAGCAUUCAAAGAAAGCGUGGAAAUGUUGGAUGUGGAUCUUGAUUUUAAUCGUUUUGGUUGUGUUCGUUAAUAUGGUGUUGUUUAUGAAAGUCAUGAAGAAAAAAUAGAUUAAUAUAUUUAUUGGAUAUUUUUUGGUGGAUAGUUAAAUUUGUGGAAGGUUUAGGAUGAUCACAGAUGUACAUUUAGCCCUGUUAGCAAAUUUCCUGGGUGUUACACUCUUCUUAUUAGUCGUUUUAU